This is a messenger RNA of Paramacrobiotus metropolitanus, 1829 nucleotides long. RefSeq lists its product as uncharacterized. The transcript has 6 exons. NCBI's taxonomy places the organism in Eukaryota, Metazoa, Tardigrada, Eutardigrada, Parachela, Macrobiotidae. Bases 345 to 1595 code for a protein of 416 amino acids. The record is from RefSeq and is a predicted model, not a curated record.
AUUACAGCCCGUCGUACAUGUAGAAAAAAAUGAAAAUAUUAUAAUAAGUGAAUAUGUAAGUACUUAAAAAGCACAAACAUAAUAUGCUACUGGAAUGUAAGUAUAUGCCCGAUAUACCAAAAUGCGUACUUACCUUUGAAAGCAAGUACAUGUAAUUUACCAGAACUGAUCUGACCUUUAUUCGACCUUUGGAAGUUCGCCAUGUCGUACGGGCUCUCCGUGCACGCCAGGACGUGGCGCGAAUGAUUAUAUCCGCGCGAAAUUACUGGAAAUUAUUGAUCUAUCACUUGACCCCGAUAAUGUCCCCUGAUUUCAUCUUCUGAUUAUGCGUGUUGAUCGUACGAAUGGUUCUCUGCCAGUGUCUAUUGGGAGAAGCUCCUGAUCGUGUAUCUCACGUCGACCAUUGCGAUCGCGCUACUGAACGCUCCAGAAACGAAAAAAAUAUUAAACAGAAGAGCCCAGCUGAUAAAUUGCUCAGUCAACCUUCUAUUCAAAAACCUCCAGCUGCGGUAGACAAUGAGCGCUCUCUAAAGGAAAACAGUACAGUAGUUGCGAUUGACAUUAUUUAUUUGCAGCCAGCUCCGAAAGGGCCACCACCGAUCACUUCCCAUUAUGCUAUCUACACGCAGCCCAAUAAAAUCCCUCCGCGAACCGAUCACAGUUCGGUGAAGAGUGCCAAGACCACUCCCAGCUUUAAAUCAACGAGAUCCUCCGUCAAAGCGCAAUGGAACACUGGUUCGCCCCAACCUACCAAUACCUUAAAGCACCCAGCACCGCCUCCGCCCGACGCCCGCUCGCUUUCCUCCGGGAGAUCAUCGAAGUCGGGUAGAAGCAGUCCGGCGCCGCGGCGACAGGAGGCCCCAACUAAAACCCUGGGUGAGCUCUUGGUUCCUUCGAGCUCCAACCACAGUUCAGCCAAAGGGAAGAAUGUUUAUCGCUCCAACAGUGCCCUUCAGAUUUCUUUCGCCAAGAGCAACCACGAUCUCGAGGAUUUCUAUGCCCAACAUCCGGGAUACGAAGCGGACGCCAUUGAAUCCAAAGGCUUCAUCGUCCCAUCGCGCAGUCUCACACAGGAAGACUAUGAGAGCUGCCUUCCGCCCAGCGCAUAUCCGACUGCCAACGCGGAAUCAUCCCGGGUAACGGUGCUUGUCGAACGGCCCGACAGCGCCAGCAGUCAUAACAAUCAGCCGGCGCAGUGGAAUUCUGGGACGUUUCAACAUGUCGUGGACACACAACCGAUCCCGGCGCCGCAUCUUGACCGUGACGAACCGCAGCCGUACGACAGUGCGUCCGUGAAAUCGAUAUUAUCCAUGAAGUCGAAGUUGUCCGCGAAAUCGCGGGUUUCGCCAGUGUCACAACGCUCCCGCGUAUCCUCCAAAAGUCCGUCGCCGGUAGCGCGUUCGCCGGUAUACGACAACGAGGAGCUGGACGACAAUAAUCCCUUUGCCACGGAGAUCCGGCGGCCGCAGUCGCGCAGCUCCCUGGAGUCCAACGGGCGGAAGGUAUCCGACCGGAAGUCCCCGUCCAAGAACAGUCUAGGCAGCGUGCACGAGCAUUAUGGCCAUGCGGUACAUCGACCGGUGCCUUAUUAUUAAUUCCCCCUGCUAAUUGGUUCUCUGAAGCACUACUUCGCUUUUCGUCGGAGAGCGAUAUUGUGCUGGAAUUUGCUGUAUUGUGCGAUCUUUCGUGCUUAGUUGGUGUGUUUGGUGUAUUAGUGCGGGAGAUACUGAGAUCUUCCGCUUUAUUUAACAACGGUGCUGAAGUGUUAGAAUUUUGCGAUUUGUUUUAUAAAAUCUUUGCUUUGAUUAUAUGGGAGAUUUUGAAGUGCC